AUGAAACAGAAUAAUUAUUUGGUGAAGGAUAUAUAUUCAGAAAAGGUCAAACAACCUCUUUAUGAUUUUCAAAAUUGUCAACUUUCAGUAACCUUAACUAUUUAUGAUUCUAGAAUCCUAAAUAACAGAACUAAUUACAGAAGAAGCCAAAAGAAAAACAACCUGUAAUUAAAACUGUUCCUAAAUUUUAUAAUCACCAAGCCUUUUUAUAACAAUAGAAGGCAAACUAGCAUCUUCUACUGAAAAUCACAUAACCAACAAAAACAGCAUCAUAACAUUUAUUAUCUAAAAAGGAAUAACCUAAAAUUAAUUUUGGUGCAAAAAGAAUCAACGAAUAAAAUACUUUUUAAGCAAUAAAAAUCAAUAAUUCACCUUAGAAUAACGAUAACAAAAAGCAAGAAAAAGAGUUUCGAAAAUAAAUAAGUGAAGUAGUUUUAAUGUAAAAAUACCAUGCUAACCGAUUGAUUGAAUAAUAAGAUUAGAAGACCUUUUUGAUUUUAAACAAACUUACAAAGAAUAAAUUUAAUAAUAGCAGAUAUUGCAAUCUCAACUUUCUAUCAUCCAUUAAUAAAUAAUCGAAAUUUGUUAUCUUUGUUAUUCAAAAUUUAGAUUUAUUCGGUGUUAAGCACACUUCUUCCUUUCUUGGAAAAAAUCCCCCAACAUAUUAAUGUUCAUUUUUUUAAGAUCAUAAACUGCUAUACAAAAGCAAACCUGUAGAAUAUAAAGAAUUUCUAGAAAGUAUUAUGGGGUUUCAUUGUUAAGAAUUUACAUCUUUAUAAAUGAUGAUAGAAAAAAUUAAAUAAAACGAAGAAGUAAGAUAGUAUUUAUCUUGAAUAGUUUUCAGUUGGUGAAGUCAUUUAUAUUGAAAGUUACUCUCAUAUAACAACUACUCCUUUGAAAGACAAUAUUAUCAUUAAGGUUAGUGAUGAAAUAUAAGGCGAAAUAAAGAAAACUAUAUCAGGUGAAUAAGUAACUGUAGGAAAACUUUAAUACAAAGUAUUGUAAUUGUGUCAAUAAAACAAUUAAAAUAAGUUACAAGUUCCUUAAUCAAGCUAUGCAAUACAAAUAUAACAAUUAACUCCUCGACUUUCAGCUAAAUAGAUUGAUGAAAAUGCUUCUUAAUAAUGA
Paramecium sonneborni is the source of this 1128-nucleotide messenger RNA. NCBI's taxonomy places the organism in Eukaryota, Ciliophora, Oligohymenophorea, Peniculida, Parameciidae. The record is from the annotation of a GenBank genome assembly.